Messenger RNA from Dalotia coriaria, 1406 nucleotides. It is a transcript of the gene Fen1, whose product is annotated as flap endonuclease 1. Gene Ontology annotation, cellular component: nucleus. Bases 133 to 1266 code for a protein of 377 amino acids. Gene Ontology annotation, molecular function: 5'-3' exonuclease activity; 5'-flap endonuclease activity; DNA binding. The record is from RefSeq and is a predicted model, not a curated record. The transcript has 5 exons. NCBI's taxonomy places the organism in Eukaryota, Metazoa, Arthropoda, Insecta, Coleoptera, Staphylinidae.
ACCCGCCAAAAUCUCACGCAACCUUCAAUUUCAACGCGUUACGUGAAGAAGCUAGACUAUUCUUCAUUCUAUACGCGAUUAUAACGCAUUAUCUAGUAUUUAUUGUUAUUUAUUGAUAAAACAAAGUGCGCCAUGGGAAUUCUAGGCCUUUCGAAACUCAUUGCCGAUCUUGUUCCUCAAGCGAUCAAAGAAAAUGAAAUGAAGAAUUAUUUCGGUCGUAAAAUCGCUGUGGAUGCUUCUAUGUGUCUCUACCAGUUUCUCAUAGCAGUUCGGUCAGAAGGUGCCCAGUUAACCUCAGUAGACGGCGAAACCACCUCACAUCUAAUGGGCACUUUCUACCGAACAAUACGCUUGAUAGACAACGGCAUAAAACCUGUCUACGUUUUCGACGGUAAACCACCGCAGAUGAAGAGCGGCGAGCUCAGCAAACGUGCAGAACGCCGUGAAGAAGCACAAAAAGCCUUGGAUAAAGCAACAGAAGCAGGCGACGCCGCUGACGUUGAGAAAUUCAAUCGUCGAUUAGUAAAAGUAACCAAACAACAUGCAGAAGACUGCAAAACAUUACUAAAACUCAUGGGGAUUCCCUACGUUGAAGCACCUUGUGAAGCAGAAGCACAAUGCGCUGCUUUAGUCAAAGCUGGCAAAGUCUUCGGAACAGCCACCGAGGAUAUGGACGCGUUAACAUUCGGUACAAAUGUUCUCCUGCGGCAUAUGACGUUCAGCGAAGCAAGGAAGAUGCCCAUUCAAGAGUUUUAUUAUGAUAAAGUCAUUGAAGGACUUGGAUUGACUAGAAACGAAUUUAUAGAUUUGUGCAUUUUGCUUGGUUGUGAUUACACAGACAGCAUUCGUGGCAUAGGCCCGAAGCGUGCGAUUGAAUUAAUCAAACAACACAAGUGUAUUGAAGAGAUUCUGAAGAAUAUCGACACGAAAAAGUAUACUCCUCCAGCUGACUGGAAUUACGAAGGUGCAAGACAGCUUUUUGUCGAACCAGAAGUAGCUGAUCCUGAAACAAUCGAAUUAAAAUGGAAUGAUCCAGAUGAAGAAGGUUUGGUUAAGUAUCUCUGUGGUGAUAAACAGUUCAGCGAGGAACGCGUGCGCAAUGGGGCGAAGAAAUUAGCGAAAGCACGCGGAGUUACAACGCAAGGACGUUUGGAUGGAUUCUUCAAAGUGUUGAGCACGACUCCAGCGAAACGUAAAGCUGAACCCAAGAAAGCAACGCCUAAUAAACGCGCUAAGACAGGCGCUGGACGAGGCAGACCAAAGUAAAUUUGCGUGAUCAACCGACAACUCGUCAACCAACCCCUGGGCAUCAACCAACAACAACAAAAACGUAAAUAUCUCAAAUCCACGCUUGCUUUAUGCAAACAACCGUGCAGUUCCAAGGACAAACAGCCGGAAUUCUGCAU